Messenger RNA from Arachis ipaensis, 686 nucleotides. The record is from RefSeq and is a predicted model, not a curated record. Lineage: Eukaryota; Viridiplantae; Streptophyta; Magnoliopsida; Fabales; Fabaceae.
GUCGCCGAAACGAGCUUCGAAGCCACCGUCGUUAUCGUGCGGCUCUGUUCCAUCAUCGUGCAGCUACUGUUUCAGCUUUGAAAGCACCGUCACACAGCUCGGUUCCAUCGUCGCGGGGCUCGCCUCCUUUUUCCGUCGUGCAGCUCUGUUCCAUCGUCGCUGGCGCUAUCUCUGUUCCUUUUUCCUUCACGUGGAACACACUCAUAAGAGCCUAUGCUAGAACCGCAGACCAAAAACACAAGUCCAUGGAACUUUAUAAAACAAUGUUAAUGAUGGAACGAGAACAACAAAGUGCAGCGGUUAUUCCUAAUAAUUACACAUACCGUUUUGUAUUAAAGGCAUGUGCUUACUUGUUCUCUCUUUCUGAAGGGAAACAGGUGAAUGCUCAUGUAUUGAAACUUGGGUUUGAAUCGGAUACUCAUAUUUGGAACAGUUUGAUUCAUUUUUAUGCAACUUGUGGGUUUCUAGACUUGGCACACAAGGUGUUCGAGAAAAUGUCCGAAAGAAGUGAGGUUUCAUGGAACAUCAUGAUUGACUCUUAUGCAAGUGCUGUCUCAGACGAAGAUGCUCCUAACUAUCACUCAAUUAUCCAGAACCCGAUGGACAUGGUAACCAUGUUACAGCGUGUUGAUAAUGGCUGGUAUAUUACACGUUCUGCAUUCCUCCAGGACAUCGAAUACAAAUAA